Daphnia magna is the source of this 2996-nucleotide messenger RNA. Its product is annotated as probable ATP-dependent RNA helicase DDX31. The record is from RefSeq and is a predicted model, not a curated record. Gene Ontology annotation, cellular component: nucleus. Bases 156 to 2426 code for a protein of 756 amino acids. The transcript has 14 exons. Gene Ontology annotation, molecular function: ATP binding; nucleic acid binding. NCBI's taxonomy places the organism in Eukaryota, Metazoa, Arthropoda, Branchiopoda, Diplostraca, Daphniidae. Gene Ontology annotation, biological process: ribosome biogenesis.
UUGUAGCAGAAGAAAAGUAGGAAAAGAUGAGAUGAGAGAAGAUUUGACUGGUUUAGUUUAUAUUACAUUUUUUUCUACUCUCUAAUUAACGAUAUUUCCCAUACGGAUAUAUUUUAGAAUACCUCUGACAUUUAGACCCAAAGAUCCACUAGAAAAUGGACAGUGGUAGUUUCACUUUGAACCUCACUGAUGGUAGCAAACAAACCCAAGAUGCGCCAAAGGCCAAACCUAUGUCACAUCAAGAGUAUGUUUCUAACCAGAAGCCCCUCGUGAGCUUUGCACCUAAGCCUCGACAGACAGUGAAAGCAGAUGGUGUGAAGAAACCAGCAUUUGUAGUUGUUCGGAAAAAAGCGACACACGUUAAAAAGAAAAGUUUGUCUGAAUUGAAGAGUUUUUCAGCAAAUUUACAGCCACUCUCCUCUAAGAAAAAUAAUCAAUCAAAUAGUGACAGUAAACCACAGAAACCAUCACAUGCAGAAAAUGUACAAGUGGAUACUACUGUCAUACCUACCAGCCAAAAAAAAGAAACUAGAAAAACUGUAUCAAAUAACAAGAAAAACAACUGGGCUGUUUCACAACAAGGGGGAUCAUCAGGUGGUUAUAACAACACAGGCAUCAUAUCAUCACUUUUCUUUAAAAAUCCUGAGAUUCCUACCGUCACUAAAGAAAACGUAGAAAGUACAGAAGAAAAUUUAUUUUCGUCCCGAAGCUUUUCGGCUUUGAACAUACACAAGUAUUUAGUAGCAACAUUAGAGAAAGAUUUGAAUUUGAAACAUAUGACGGAAGCCCAGUCCAGAACGAUUCCAAUUCUUCUCGACAAAAAAGAUGCAAUUGUUAAAUCUCAGACAGGAAGUGGUAAAACUCUGGCAUAUGCCAUUCCUAUUGUAGAGAAAUUACAGAGUAUCACACCCAAGAUUGAUAGAAGCUCUGGUGUGUUUGCGCUCGUCGUUGUUCCCACAAGAGAGUUGGUUCUGCAAACCUACUCUUGGUUCGUAAAAAUCCUAAAGCCCUUUACAUGGGUUGUACCGGGAUACUUGAUUGGCGGGGAGAAGAAAAAAUCUGAAAAAGCGCGCAUACGAAAAGGAAUGAACAUUUUAAUUUCUACUCCUGGUCGUCUUCUAGACCAUUUAACGUCUACACGUAAUCUUAAUCUUGGUCGGCUUCACUGGCUCAUCAUGGACGAAGCUGAUCGACUUCUGGAUAUGGGCUACGAGAAAGACGUGGGCAGGAUUGUAAGCAUAGUAGAAGAACAUUUCGUUAAAGAAGGCAGUUUAGGACGACGACAAACUGUGCUGCUCUCGGCUACGUUGAGCAAAGGUGUUGAAAAACUAGCCGGAUUGGCACUGACAGACCCUGAGCAUAUUAAGUUGUCGGAAGACGCAAGCAUAAAUCAAGACCAGUUAGUGACGCCAACAAAUUUGAAACAGUGGUAUAUUAUAGUACCUCCAAAACUACGACUGGCGACGCUGGCGGCUUUCAUUCUUUGGAAAUGCACGAUUUCCACGGAAAAGAAAGUCUUGGUUUUCAUGACUACGCAAGAUUCCGUAGAUUACCACGCUGAGCUUUUCAACCGGGUGUUGGCUAAACGGGAAGGCCGGACUCCAAUCAGCUUUUGUAAACUACACGGCAAUAUGCCCCAGAAGGAUCGGACGGCAAUCUUCAAGGAAUUUCGAGACACUGAAAGUGGCGUCCUCCUGUGCACGGAUGUAGCUGCCCGUGGCUUGGAUUUGUCAUCGGUCGAUUGGAUCGUCCAAUACAAUCCUCCCGUGACGGCCGAAGAAUACGUUCACAGGGUGGGUCGAACGGCCCGUGUAGGCAAGUGCGGCCAAGCGAUCAUCUUCCUAGCGCCACCUGAAACGGACUUCGUUCAUCACCUGGCCAAAAGGGGACUCAGUGUUGUCGAAAAGAAUCCUGAUGUCAUCUUAAAGACGUUAGCCAGCUCAUGGGCCAGGACGUCACAAACGAUGGAGCAAGCCGCCACUUCUCUGCAGCUGAGCUUCGAGGAAAGCGUUAUCGAGAGCUACAAUCUUUAUGAAAUGGCCACCAAAGGUUACGUGUCAUUCGUCAGGUCAUAUGCGGCUCUACCCAAGGACGUCCGUGAAGUCUUUAAUUUCCAGUCGCUCCAUUUGGGUCAUUACGCAAAAUCGUUUGCCCUUCGUGACCCGCCGGCGCAGAUCAACACCGCAGGUCGAAUGGGUCAGCGUAACGAUCGCGUUCAGCCGUUCAACACGGCCCGCCAACGCAAUCCGUCUAUGCUCAAGAGAGCAGCAGCACUGGGAUCGGAUGGAACACAGCACCAGCCGAGUCAUUACGAACUCCAAGCCAUGCUGUCGGAAUUCUCCAGCGGAUUAGAUCCGGCACCCGCAAAGAAGAUAAAAGUUCGCCAUACUACAGCAGAGGCCUUAGAAAAGCGGAAUCCAUGCUGAAUGAAGUGCGCUUUUCAACAUUUAUUGCCGUUGUUAUCUUUUUUCUGCGGCAAAUCAAAGCGUAUUCAAAACAAAAUUCUUUCAAUCUCCUCUUUUGUUUUCGUGUCUUUCAAGGGAUGACGUCAACAUCAGGUAAAAUGAAUAAUUAUGAAAAUUAGGUAGUAGGAUCUGAACGCCUUUCGUGUAUAAGUUUGGUAAGACGAUAAAGAAAAUUGGGAGUUGGAAGCUACGCAAUUACAUGCAAAAGCGAAUCCAUUAUACAUUUUUCUUUAUUUGUAACAUGCCUGCAACUUUUACAAUAGGUCAAUAAUAAAUAAUGAUAGUCGCUUUUCAUAAACUAAAACGUCAUCUCUUGCAGCAACAAUCGGAAACUACUAGGAAUGUAGGUUAACUUCGUUUGAACGUUAACCUUCAUCCCUAAAUGUUUUUUAUGUUGCUUGCUCGCAAAUCAUUUUACGUAUAAGCGAUCCGGAAUUUCACCAUUCCAUCAUAGAAAAGCGAUUUGAUGUCAGUCGAUACUUUUGAUUUUUUCUUUUUCGUGUUUUAACAAUUAUACAAAUGAACCCUUUA